AUGUCCUCCGGCGAACCCAAUGACUUCUGGGACAGGGCGAGCAACAGCCUUAUGAAGACCGGGGUUCCAUUUUCGCCGGCUAUCAUCGUCAGGGCGCAGGGUACUAGGCUCUAUGACCAUGAAGACAGACAGAUCCUCGACUUUACCUCGCGUCAGAUGAGCUCGCUACUCGGCCAUUCCCACCCGGAAAUUGUUGAAGUUAUCCAGAAAUACGCUGCAGAACUAGAUCAUCUUCUAAGUACCAUGAUAUCUCCUCCAGUGAUUCGCCUUGCGGAGCGCCUUCGACGCCUGCUUCCACGGACCCUGGAAAAGUCUUUCUUUCUCAACACGGGUGGUGAAUCAGUGGAAGCUGCCAUCAAGCUAGCAAAGUGCUAUACUGGAAAGUUCGAGAUCAUUGCCUUUUCAGCCAGCUACCAUGGCUUAACACAGGGAGUUGUAUCGGCCACUUAUUCUGUUGGUCGAAAAUAUGGUGGUCCCAUUGACUGGGAGGCUGAGAUGGAUUACGGGUGGUCUUUGAUUGAUAGACAAACUGUUGGAUCACUUGCAGCCUUCGUUAUGGAACCUAUCUUGUCUACUGGAGGUGUACUUGAGUUGCCUAAGGGCUAUCUACACAGAAUGAGCGCUGAGUGCAAGAAACGGGGGAUCCUGAUGAUUCUCGACGAAGCCCAAACAGGCGUCGGACGUACUGGGCAGAUGUUUGCCUUUGAGCAUGAUGAAGGAUUUGUCCCUGAUAUUCUCUGUCUAUCAAAGACCCUUGGCUGCGGCCUGCCACUGUCCUCUGUUAGCACGACCGCAGAUAUCGAACAACGCGCCAACGAGGCCGGAUUGCUAUGGCUGUCCACUCAUAUCAAUGACCCUUUGGUGGCGGCUGUUGGGGACAAGGUUCUGGAGAUUGUGGAGCGAGACGGCAUCUGUCAGCGUGCCGCAGAACGUGGCGACCAAUUACUCCGAGGUCUACUUGCUCCUCAGAAGAAACAUUGGUGCAUUGGGGAUGUUCGUGGUCGGGGAUUGCUGCAAGGUAUAGAGAUAAUCUCGGAUCCUAAAACAAAGGCUUCCGGUUCUGCACUGGGCCAAGCGGUUUCAGAGAGGGCGCUGGCUCAGGGUCUCUCAUGCAACAUCGUUACUUAUCCUGGGAUGGGUGACGUGUUUCGUUUGGCACCGCCGGUCACGGUUACUGCGUCCGAAAUCGAGGAAGGACUCGAAAUUCUCGACGAGGCGUUAGCAUACGUCCUUACUGAGCGCGGGAUCCCCAACUAA
Aspergillus versicolor CBS 583.65 is the source of this 1257-nucleotide messenger RNA. Its product is annotated as aspartate aminotransferase family protein. The record is from RefSeq and is a predicted model, not a curated record. Lineage: Eukaryota; Fungi; Ascomycota; Eurotiomycetes; Eurotiales; Aspergillaceae. Gene Ontology annotation, molecular function: transaminase activity; pyridoxal phosphate binding. Gene Ontology annotation, cellular component: mitochondrion. The coding region runs from base 1 to 1257 and encodes 418 amino acids. The transcript has 2 exons.